AUGUCCGGCUUCGACUACAGCUCCACCCUCUUCCAGACACGGCUGGUGUACGUGUACCGUAUCCCUCCACGCGCCUCUUCCACAGCAGGGUAUAAGGCGUCGGAUUGGUCUGAUCCCAAGACGGGAGAUCUGGCCAGCACGGCCAUCUGGAAGGGAAGGAUGAAAGUGGUGGAGAGCGAAAGGGAGGGAAAGUGUGAGAUUAGAUUGGAGGAUGCAGACAGUGGUGAGCUCUUUGCUCUGUGUCCCUACGACAUAUCAGGAAACAGUGUAGAGGCUGUCCUAGACUCAUCCCGGUACUUUGUUCUACGGGUAGAAUCGCAAGACCCUACGACCGGUAACAAGAAGAAGGCCUACAUCGGCAUGGGCUUCGAGGAUCGCUCCGACUCCUUCGACUUCAAUGUCGCCCUGCAGGACUGGGUCAAGCGGCAACGCAACGCCAAGCUCGCACACGAGGCAGCAAGCAAAGGGGAGACCGUCUCGGGGGAUCUCCUCGGGGGCGGGGAGAGUGGGACUAGUAUACACAUACCCAAGGAAGGGGCAAAGGAUCUGAGCUUGAAGCAGGGGCAGACAUUUAGCAUCAAAAUUCCUGGUGCUGGAGGAAGGAAGAUCCGCGACUCGAAUACAUCGGGAGGGGGCGGUGCAUUCGGUGGGUUAGGAGGUGGAGGGUUGCUCCCACCCCCGCCUAGUCGGCGAGGAUAA
Molecule: messenger RNA, 699 nt
Organism: Microstroma glucosiphilum
Lineage: Eukaryota; Fungi; Basidiomycota; Exobasidiomycetes; Microstromatales; Microstromataceae
Product: adaptin ear-binding coat-associated protein 1 NECAP-1
Exons: 5
Coding region: 1-699 (232 amino acids)
Biological process (GO): endocytosis
Cellular component (GO): clathrin vesicle coat; membrane
Source: RefSeq, a predicted model, not a curated record